UGGACAAGGGAUGAGAUAUAGCCUACGAGCGCCUAACACAGGACACCAACACAUGUAACGUGGACGAGGACUAUACUCGGUAUUUAACCACUUUGGAUCAAGAUAAAUUAUUUACAAAAAACAUGUUGGAUUGACUGGAGAAAAACUCGUUAGGUAAUAUUAUCGCUCCAGGAAAGCGAGAGGGAGGAGAGUGAGCGCGCGCCUCUGUCUGUUUGUGUGUGUGUGUGAGUGAAAGGAGAGAGAGAGGGAGGGGAGGGAGGUGGGAUCGGGAAAGAUAUAUUCUUUCAGCGAUGGAAGUCACAAUGGAAAACCUUGGCAACCUUCACGGCAUCUCGCACUCACAGGCGGGGGACCUGAUGAGCUCCUCACACGCUCGGCAUUCCUCCGCCCCUUCUCACCGGAACCUAGUUACUCACGCGCACGGCCGGUCGGCGAUGGUGUCCAGCAUGGCCUCGAUACUGGAUGGUACCGGGGACUACCGGACAGACCCCUCGUCGCUCUCCGGCCACCUUCACCCGGCCAUGAGCAUGUGCGAGUCCGGGAUGAGCCUGAGCAACACCUACACCACCUUGACACCUCUCCAGCACCUACCUCCCAUAUCCACUGUCUCCGACAAGUUCCACCACCCACACCCCCACCACCACGCAGCCGCCCAACAGCGACUCUCCGCGGGGAAUGUCAGCGGGAGCUUCACGUUGAUGAGGGAUGACCACCGGGGGCUGGCGUCUAUGGGCAACCUAUAUUGCCACUACCCCAAAGAUAUGUCCGGCAUGGGCCAUGGGUCCCUCUCCCCGCUGUCCAACGGCCUCGGCUCUUUGCACAACUCCCAGCAGACGCUCUCAGCCUACGGUCCAAGUAAUCACCUCUCCAAUGAUGCCAAGAUGCUCUCCCCCGUGACAGGCUUCGAGUCCCACGCCGCGAUGCUGUCUCGGAGCGAGGAGCACAUUGCCAGGAGUUUAGGUGGCCAUGGGCACGGCAUGAUCUCCAACCUCAACGGGAUGCACCAUACGCACAGCCACCUCCACUCCCAGGCCAAUGGGGCAGCGAUGCUGGCCGACCGGGAGAGGCACGGCGCUGGGGCCGGCCAGGGAGGAGGGUCAGGUGGGCAGGCGGAGGAGAUCAACACUAAGGAGGUGGCUCAGCGGAUAACAGCGGAGCUGAAGCGCUACUCCAUCCCCCAGGCGAUUUUCGCACAGAGGAUCCUAUGUCGGUCCCAAGGAACCCUCUCGGAUCUUCUGCGGAACCCCAAGCCAUGGAGUAAACUCAAGUCUGGCAGGGAGACGUUCAGGAGGAUGUGGAAGUGGCUCCAGGAGCCCGAGUUUCAGCGGAUGUCUGCCCUUCGGUUGGCUGCCUGUAAGCGGAAGGAGCAGGACCAGGGUCGUGAAAGGAACCUGGUCCCCAAGAAACAACGUCUGGUGUUCACCGACCUGCAGCGCCGCACGCUGGCGGCUAUCUUUAGGGAGAACCGCCGGCCCUCCAAGGAGAUGCAGAUCACCAUCAGCCAGCAGCUGGGCUUGGAGCUCUCCACCGUCUCAAAUUUCUUCAUGAAUGCACGGCGACGCUGCCACGACCGCUGGGGGUCCACCGGAGGCGCUGAGGGGAACGAGCACGGGGGUGUGCAUGGGAACGUGCAUGGGCACGGUCACAUGCACGCUCAUGGGAACAACGCCGGUUCAUCCACGGCGCAACCGGGUACCUCCUCUGCUACCACCUUCUCCAAGGAAUGAGAGAGAAAGGAAGGGGGUGGGAGAGGAUGGAGGGGUUUGGAUCUAAAGCAGUGGUCACUGACCCUGGUGUGCAGGCUUUUUGUCCAGCUCAGCUGAUUCAACUCCUGGUCUUGAUGAAUUGAAUCAGGUGUCUAUGACCAUUGGCCUGAAGGUGUUCUCUUUUUGUGUUGGAUCUCACCCUUUACUCCAUUUUGUUUUGUCCAUCAGAAACCAAAGAGAAACCAACAGGUCUGAGAGCGGAAGGGUGUAUUGGUGUCCCAAAUUAUCCUCAGACCCUUAAGUUUGAGCAAAUCUGUCUCUACCCC
Molecule: messenger RNA, 2032 nt
Organism: Salmo salar (Atlantic salmon)
Lineage: Eukaryota; Metazoa; Chordata; Actinopteri; Salmoniformes; Salmonidae
Product: hepatocyte nuclear factor 6
Biological process (GO): regulation of transcription by RNA polymerase II
Cellular component (GO): nucleus
Molecular function (GO): DNA-binding transcription factor activity, RNA polymerase II-specific; RNA polymerase II cis-regulatory region sequence-specific DNA binding
Source: RefSeq, a predicted model, not a curated record